Molecule: messenger RNA, 1446 nt
Organism: Nicotiana attenuata
Lineage: Eukaryota; Viridiplantae; Streptophyta; Magnoliopsida; Solanales; Solanaceae
Product: DEAD-box ATP-dependent RNA helicase 53-like
Exons: 6
Coding region: 1-1446 (481 amino acids)
Molecular function (GO): nucleic acid binding; ATP binding
Source: RefSeq, a predicted model, not a curated record
AUGCGGGUUUUGAAAAAAAAUUGUGGAAAACUGUGUACGACUUUGUCAAUUGAAGAAGGUCAUAUUAGACAAAAUACUAGACGGGGAAGAAACCCUUUAGCAUUGCUCUUGGCUCCCACUAGAGAACUUGCACGCCAGGUGGAGAAAGAAUUUUAUGAAUCUGCUCCCGGUUUGGAUACACUGUGUGUUUAUGGUGGUGUCCCCAUUCAACGCCAAAUGAGUACUCUUCAAAGGGGUGCAGACAUUGUUGUUGGAACACCUGGUCGAGUCAUUGAUCUGCUGAAGAGGAGGUCCUUAAAUUUAUCAGAAAUCCAGUUCGUUGUUCUAGAUGAAGCUGAUCAGAUGCUUAAUGUGGGCUUCGCGGAGGAUGUUGAAACCAUUCUUGAAAAUGUUCGGCAGAAACAUCAGACGAUGAUGUUUUCAGCCACAAUGCCAAGUUGGAUAAUGAAAAUUACCAACAAGUUCUUGAAGAAGCCAAUUCACAUUGAUCUUGUAGGGGAUUCUGACAAGAAAUUAGCCGAUGGCAUUUCCUUGUAUUCAAUUGCUUGUGAGAUGCGUCAGAAACCAGCAGUUCUUGGACCCUUAAUAUCAGAGCAUGCAAAAGGAGGCAAGUGUAUUGUGUUUACCCAAACAAAGCGUGAUGCUGAUAGAUUGGCGAGUGCAAUGCAAAAAACUUUGAGAUGUGAAGCUUUGCAUGGGGAUAUCACGCAAAGCCAGAGGGAGAGAACUCUGUCCGGUUUCCGACAAGGUCAAUUCAAUGUAUUAGUGGCCACUGAUGUUGCUGCUCGAGGACUUGAUGUACCUAAUGUUGAUCUGGUGAUACAUUAUGAACUUCCGAACUCUUCAGAGAUCUUUGUUCAUCGAUCUGGUCGAACUGGACGUGCUGGGAAGAAAGGAAGUGCCAUUCUCAUGCAUUCCUCAAAACAGCAUAGGGAUUUGAAAGGUAUUGAACAUGAUGCCGGGUGCAGAUUUACUGAGCUCCCAAGUAUUAAAGUAGAGGCUGGAGCAGCAGACAUGUAUAGUGACAUGGGCAAAGGCAGUGACCGCUUUGGCUCCUAUGGAGGCACCAUGCGUAGUCGAUCUGGUGAUUUUGGUGGAAGUCGUUCUGGUGGCUAUGGAAAUAAAGGCAGCAGGUUUGGUGGAGAAGGCGCUUCAUCUUCUCGAACAGGUGGAUACAGUGGAACUGGUUCUGGAAGAUCAGGGGGUGGCUACGGUGGAACUAGCUCGGGCCGCUCAGGAAAGUUUGGUGGUUCUGGAGGCUCAAAAUGUUUGGGUGGUUUCCUUAACUUUGGUUCGGGGCGUUCAAGUAGAUUUGGAGAUUCACAGUCUGACCGCAGUAACCGUUCAAGCCGUUUUGAUGACUUCGGAGAUGGCAAGGAUAGUGGUGAUCAGAGUUCAGGGAGGAACUCCAUUUCAAGGCAAGUUUCAUUCUCCUUUCUUGAUUAA